CUCAAGUUAUCGCCAGCCUGACGUCGUGAAGACCUUCACUCUCCGUGUGCAUACCAUCUUAUCUCAAUCUCUCUCUCUAAAUACCUACGUCUGUUCCAUUAUGCUCCGUUGACUGGCUCUGCUCAACGUCACAAUGCUACAACACUCGCUGUGUUCAACGUUGUCACCGCUUGCUCGAUAUUACGAGUUCCACUUUGAACAGUACCUUGUACAAAGUACCUCUGUGGCGACUGCUCUUGCAGCACAUUUAUUUUACACAGGUUUUGCUCAGCACAUAUCACCCUCAGCCGGAUAACCAUGGAGUGCGACAUAUGUGGAAGAGCUAGCGGCUCCGGGGUUCGCUUUCAUUGCCCGACAUGUGCGCGCAACAGGCUGUACAUGUUGCGUGCAGAGCAUUUGGCGGUUCUCCUUGAUAAGGAAGACAUGGGGCGCAGAGUCGAGGCAGCAGUUAAAGGACAUAGUGAAAAGCUACCACGAGAGACCUUGUCGCGCUCUGGCAGGAUUAUAGACACGCACGAUUGUGCGAAGUCUUCGGAGAUGGACAGUAUCAUCUCACAGUCAGCUUCUCUGGCGGAGCGUAUAGACACCAUAACUGAGCGUGCGCAAGCGCUUCGCGACGAGAUGGAGCAGUAUAAGACUGCUAUCAAAGCCAAAAAAGCCUCGCUACAACAGAGGAGAUCAGAUGCCGAAUCUGCCACGUUUGGUUUGGCUGAACGAGACGCCAAGGAUCUUGAGUCCAUCGAAGCCAGCAUACGACGAACGAGGCGACGAUGGGAGAUGAAACACCACGAGAUUGUCGAUGGGAGGGCUGCGUUGUGUCGACCGGCAGCUAGGCUUGCGGGCUUGCGACGGCAUCGACGGCCACGAGAGGACGGCAGUAUGCGCGAGUACUACACCAUCGGUUGUGGCAUACCCAUAUUCGACCUGCGAGAGCUCCACACUGCCAAACAAGAUGAACUUUCUGCCUCUCUAACGCAGCUUGCUUACUUGACGGCAAGAACUGCCAACUAUUUGGCCCUGCGCCUGCCAGCAGAGAUCACAUUACCGCAUAAAGAUUACCCACUGCCUACCAUUUUCCCACCGCAGUCAUCAUACCAAUCGCGGGAAGUACCGUUUCCUGGCAGCACCCCAUCUGGCUCAAGUUCAAAUAGCCCAGUUGCAUCUCGAACACUCGACACACGUUCCCUGCCCACACCACGGCCGUUGUUUCUGCGCAUGCCUCUCUCAAAACUCGCAAAGGACGACACCAGACAAUAUGCGUAUUUCAUAGAAGGCGUGACGCUGCUAGCAUGGGACAUUGCUUGGUUAUGCAAGAGUCAGGGCAUGAGUGGCUUUGACUCCGAGUGGGACAUAUGUGCAGUGGGCAGAAAUUUGUGGAAUCUAUUACUCGGAGAAAAGUCAAGCACAACAGAAGCCACGGCCAAGGACUCGGGAAACAAGCUUCCGCCAGACAACUAUCCGACCCGUUUUGGAGAGUUCUCGCACGGUACGGCCCAUUCGUUCUUUGGCUCUGCUGAAGGUAAGAAUGUGAUGAAGGACUGGCGCCUGCAGUCUCCUAUGCGAGCCAUUGUCAAGGUCCGGGAGUUUGUCAACAACGAGCUGCAGAAAGCGGAAUGGGAGGUGCUCCACGAAGCCGAGUGGGACGUGGAGGCGGGCAUGGACGAGGCGGUUUUGGUCGGUGGGAGAGAGCGCUUUGAUCAGGAGCAGAAGGCGUCCACUAAAAGUGCCCAAGCCAAGUCGAAAUCGCCACCGCCCGAGUCAGACUCAAAAAACAACAACUCGGUACGACCCGUAGGCAGACCCAUUACAAAUGACAAUCCCCACGGUGCACCAGCGUCUGGAACGUCGGGCUGGAUGAAGUUGCGGACAAGAUUGUCAGAACAGCAGAAGUAAAGGUCGCAUCUAUGGAGGCGGUUCAAGCGUCGCGGCUUGACGGAGGCCAAGAUUGUAUGUACAUGGUUCAGUUGACUCCUAUUACUCACACGCAAACCAAUUUAAAGAACAUCGCCAGCAA
Verruconis gallopava is the source of this 2014-nucleotide messenger RNA. RefSeq lists its product as uncharacterized. Gene Ontology annotation, molecular function: SNARE binding. The transcript has a single exon. The record is from RefSeq and is a predicted model, not a curated record. NCBI's taxonomy places the organism in Eukaryota, Fungi, Ascomycota, Dothideomycetes, Venturiales, Sympoventuriaceae. Gene Ontology annotation, biological process: SNARE complex assembly. Gene Ontology annotation, cellular component: endosome; lytic vacuole. Bases 298 to 1893 code for a protein of 531 amino acids.